This is a messenger RNA of Pungitius pungitius (ninespine stickleback), 3716 nucleotides long. RefSeq names its product protein NLRC3-like. Lineage: Eukaryota; Metazoa; Chordata; Actinopteri; Perciformes; Gasterosteidae. Gene Ontology annotation, biological process: intracellular signal transduction. The record is from RefSeq and is a predicted model, not a curated record. The transcript is spliced from 11 exons. The coding region runs from base 126 to 3626 and encodes 1166 amino acids. Gene Ontology annotation, molecular function: protein binding.
GAGGAAGAAAAAGAAGGAAGAGGAAGUGCGGGACAGUCGCAGAAAGUCUCCAGAGUUUCACUUUAACUUUUUAAAGUGUUCACAUCCUCAGGUUGUUAUGAAGGUGUGAAGGUGUGGACUCUGCUAUGAUUCAGGCUGAGGACCCAGAGGACAGUGUCCCUCCCUCUGAAGCUCCUCUGUGUGGGGGACAUGACAGACAGACCAAAGCUCAGAGGACCCAUCAGAGACCAGGACCUGAUCCUCGAUCUGGACCUGAACCCAGCUCUGUGUCCAUGAAGAGUAACCAGUCCAUAGAUCAUCCUGUAAAGUUCAAAGAUGUCCAUCCCUCUGUAGAUGCAAGGUCACAUCAGCAGAGAGGAAAGUCUCCUGAACCCAGCUGUGUGUCCAUGAAGAGUCAUCAGUCUAUGGAUCCUCCUCUAAACUUCAGAGAUGAUUGGUCUAUGGGUCCUCCUCUAAACUUCAGAGAUGAUCGGUCUAUGGGUCCUCCUCUAAACUUCAAAGAUGGAUGUUCUUAUGACCCAGAAGAGGACCAGGAGACCUCAGAGAUUCCCACAGGUCAGUCUGCCCAGCAGCAUCCAACACACCUGGACUCCAUCUUCAUGCUGCUGGAGGAGAACAUCAUCACCUUUGUGAAGAACGAGCUGAAGAAGAUCCAGAAAGUUGUGAGUUCAGAUUACCCAGAAUGCUUGGCGAGUCAGAGGGAGGAUGAAGAGGUGCCUGAUGAAGAGCAGAGGAAGUUCAGAGAGGCAUUUGAGAAGAUCUCAGUGCACUUCCUGAGGAGAAUGAAGCAGGAGGAUCUGGCCGACUGUCUGCAGAGCAGACUUCAUGCUGCAGUUUGUCAGCGUGAACUCAAAUCCAACCUGAAGAAGAAGUUCCAGUCUGUGUUUGAGGGCAUCGCUAAAGCAGGAAACCCAACCCUUCUGAAUGAGAUCUACACAGAGCUCUACAUCACAGAGGGAGGGACUGCAGAGGUCAAUCAAGAACAUGAGGUCAGACAGAUUGAAACAGCAUCCAGGAGACCAGCCAGACCAGAAACAACCAUCAGACAAGAAGACCUCCUCAAAGCCUCAGCUGGAGGAGAAGAACCAAUCAGAACAGUGAUGACUAAGGGAGUGGCUGGCAUUGGGAAAACAGUCUUAACACAGAAGUUCACUCUGGACUGGGCUGAAGACAAAGACCACCAGGACAUACAGUUCACAUUUCCAUUCACCUUCAGAGAGCUGAAUGUGCUGAGAGAGAAGAAGUUCAGCUUGGUGGGACUUGUUCAUCACUUCUUCAGUGAAACCAGAGCAGCAGGAAUCUGCAGGUUUGAGAAGUUCCAGGUUGUGUUCAUCUUUGACGGUCUGGAUGAGUGUCGACUUCCUCUGGACUUCCACAACAAUGAGAUCCUGACUGAUGUCACAGAGACCUCCUCAGUGGAUGUGCUCCUCACAAACCUCAUCAGGGGGAAGCUGCUUCCCUCUGCUCGCCUCUGGAUAACCACACGACCUGCAGCAGCCAAUCAGAUCCCUCCUCAGUGUGUUGGCAUGGUGACUGAGGUCAGAGGGUUCAAUGACCCCCAGAAGGAGGAGUACUUCAGGAAGAGGUUCAGAGAUGAGGAGCAGGCCAGUAGCAUCAUCUCUCACAUCAAGACCUCACGAAGCCUUCACAUCAUGUGCCACAUCCCAGUCUUCUGCUGGAUCACUGCUACAGUUCUGGAGGAGGAGUUGAAGACCAGAGAGGAAGGAGAGCUGCCCAAGACCCUGACUGAGAUGUACAUCCACUUCCUGGUGGUUCAGUCCAAAGUGAAGAAGGUCAAGUACGAUGGAGGAGCUGAGACGGAUCCACACUGGAGUCCAGAGAGCAGGAAGAUGAUCGAGUCUCUGGGAAAACUGGCCUUUGAUCAGCUGCAGAAAGGCCACCUGAUCUUCUAUGAAUCCGACCUGACAGAGUGUGGCAUCGAUAUCAGAGCAGCCUCAGUGUACUCAGGAGUGUUCACUCAGAUCUUCAGAGAGGAGAGAGGACUGUACCAGGACAAGGUGUUCUGCUUCGUCCAUCUGAGUGUUCAGGAGUUUCUGGCUGCUCUUCACGUCCAUCUGACCUUCAUCAACUUUGGUAUCAAUCUGCUGUCAGAAGAACAAACAACCUCCCUGUUGUCCAAACGCUUUAAACCCAAUCCUGAGUAUCUCUACCAGAUUGCUGUGGAAAAGGCCUUAGUGAGUCCUAAUGGACACCUGGACUUGUUCCUCCGCUUCCUCCUGGGUCUUUCCCUGGAGACCAAUCAGAGUCUUCUACGAGGUCUGCUGACACACAUGGGACGUGUCUCAGAGACCAAUCAGGAGACAGUCCAGUACAUCAAGGAGAAGAUCAGUUGGUUUGUGUCUCCAGAGAAAAGCAUCAAUCUGUUCCACUGUCUGAAUGAACUGAAUGAUGAUUCUCUAGUGGAGGAGAUCCAAAGGUCCCUUAGAUCAGGACGUUUCUCCACAGAUAAACUGUCUCCUUCUGACUGGUCAGCUCUGGUCUUCAUCUUACUGUCAUCAGAAGAUCUGGAGGUGUUUGACCUGAAGAAAUACUCUGCUUCAGAGGAGGCUCUUCUGAGGCUGCUGCCAGUGGUCAAAGCCUCCAACAAAGUUCUACUCAGUGGCUGUAACCUCUCAGAGAGAAGCUGUGAAGUUCUGUCCUCAGUCCUCAGCUCCCAGUCCUCUAGUCUGAGAGAACUGGAUCUGAGUAACAACGACCUGCAGGAUUCAGGAGUGAAGCUGCUGUCUGCUGGACUGAAGAGUCCACACUGUGACCUGGAGACUCUCAGGCUGUCAGGCUGUCUGAUCACAGAGGAAGGCUGUGCUUCUCUGGCCUCAGCUCUGAGCUCCAACCCCUCCCACCUGAGAGAGCUGGACCUGAGCUACAACCAUCCAGGAGACUCAGGGGUGAAGAUGCUGUCUGAUGGACUGAAGGAUCCUCACUGGAGACUGGAGACUCUCAGGGUGGAGCCUGCUGGAGUCCGAUGGAUGACACCAGGUCUGAGGAAGUAUUCCUGUGAACUCACAAUCGACACAAACACAGUUCACAGACAAAUCAAACUGUCUGACAACAACAGGAAGGUGACACUUGAGGAGGAGGAGGAGGUUCAGUCAUAUCCUGAUCAUCCAGACAGAUUUGACCUCUAUCCUCAGCUGCUGUGUAGAACUGGUCUGACUGGUCGCUGUUACUGGGAGGUCGAGUGGAGCGGAGAAGUUGAUGUAUCAGUGAGUUACAGAGGAAUCACGAGGGAAGGAGACAGUGAUGACUGUGAGUUUGGACAGAAUGAUCAGUCCUGGAGUCUGGAAUGCUCUGAUAUAGGUUACAUUGUCCGUCACAAUGAGACAGAAACACACAUCACCUCCUCCUCCUCCUCCUCCUCCUCCUCCUCCUCCUCCUCUGGUAGAGUAGCAGUGUAUGUGGACUGUUCCACUGGCUCUCUGUCCUUCUACAGAGUCUCCUCUGACUCACUGAUCCACAUCUACACCUUCAGCACCACAUUCACUGAACCUCUUUAUCCUGGGUUUGGGUUUGGGUUCUGGUCCUCUGGUUCCUCAGUGUCUUUGUGUCCUCUUCAGGACGGAGAGUCUCCUCCUGGUGGAGAACCUUCCUCUCUGCUCACCACAUAGUUCAGUCUGUACAGCUGAUGGAGGUCCAUGUGGGUGUAGUUGCAGGUGGAGCAGGUGAGGGGUACCUGAGCUGGUCUGGACUCUGGGGGU